AAUUGGAAAAGUGCAAGUAAGUGGGACGCGUGUUUAUUUCAGCUCCCAAAUUUCGUCGGCUCGACUCUGAAGAGAUAUAAAUGUGGCUCGUCGGCUUUUGAAGAUUCUUUCUUUUUCCUUCUUCACUUUCUCUCUGUUUCUUCCUGUAUCUCUCUUUCCCUGUCCACAAAUUCGUAUUUUAUUUCCCCUAUUUAACCAAACAAUUAAGUUUUCAUUUUAUUUUAUAUCUUGAUUUGUGAUCUCAUCUUCUUCCUGGAGCUGUGUUCCACUGUUGCUCUUUUGCUUGGUCUUCUUUCUUUUUCACUAUCUCUGAUUCUUCUUUCUCUUUUACUUUCAGUAUUGAGGUAAGGUACAAUGAGCCUUUAAGACGGAUUCAUCUCAAAUUAAAAUAGAAUUGGAUCAUCUGAUGUCUGAUCGUGUUGCAAAAUCAGAACCUGAUAGUGAUGGAACAACUAGGCAAUCUAUAAAUCAUUACCAAGCCGCUUGGAUGGAUCAUUGGAAGCAUAAAAGGCAUAAACCAUCCACUGAGGUUCACAAUCAUUCACAGCACUGUCUUGGACAAAAAAAAGAUGAUCAUGACGAUUCUAAGAAGCAUCCUUUGCUUUCUGAGCCUGAAAUGGCAACCACUAUUUCGAGAUAUUCUCAAGGAUUUAGAGAAGUUUCCGAAGCCAGAACAAUUGACACCAUGAAGAAGAGUCUGAAAACGGGUUCAAUGAUGUUGGAGAAAGAAAUUUUAGAUGGACAGCCCCUUCCAAUGUUCACCAAUUCAGGGAAUACGGAGAGUGCUACGUUUUCACAGAAUAAUGCAGGUACGUGGUCCAAUGGUGAGGCAGUAAAGUAUCAAAUCGAUCUCAAUGAAGGCCAUAACUCUAUUACUAUGGGUACAAGUGAGUGGGCUUAUCCUGAAAUGGAAUGUCCUUCUAGAGAAUGUAAAUUUCCUGAAGGCAUUUCACGUGUUCCUGAGCAGCUGGUGAAAUCUCAUAAAUUUCUUGAAGAAAACAGCUUAGCUGUUUCAGCAUCUUUUCAGGAUGAUGUCGGGUCACGUUCUAAAAUUGUACCAUAUGUAGUGAAUAGUGGAGUGGCUCCAACGCAAUCCUUCACGUGUCAACGUGAAAACAUUGAUCAAUCAAGCCCUGUUGUAGCAUCCAAAGAACACUUCACGGAUGAUAAAUUUUGCAGCUAUUCUACCUUUUGGGUCCAUGAGAAGAAAGCAGAUGCCCUUUCCAAGCCCAGAAAACUGGGGAGUUCAUUCUCUACGGAGAAUGAUGCACCUCUAUUACUUCAUGAUCAGUCAAGAAAUAAUAGUCAGAAUAAACAGAGUCAGAAGGUGGAAAAUAAUUAUAGUAUUAGAUUGCUUCCAAGCUUGGGCUGUCCUGAGGCGAUAAAAUCAGGAAAAGCAUACGAUGAACAUUUCUUGGUGCCAAGAAUACCUCGUUCUUUUCAUGAUGUCAAGACUAUGAGAAUAUGUACUACUAUAGGUUCUGUGGAAGAAUUACCCCGAGGUCCUUCCAAGUUUUCUCAGACAACUCACCAAUUUUUUAUUGCAAAGAAGACUGGUGUUAACUUAACUGAAGGAGGACAAGCGUUCAGAGAUGCCAUAGUCUCCCCCAAAUUGAAGGGAAAUAUGUUCAAUGAGUUCCUGAGCUUAGCUCCCAGUUUCAGUUUCCGUGGUCAGCAAGGAGUGAAACUGCAGCCUCUGGAGAGCUCCACAGAUACUGAAGGAAAAGAAAAUGUGGGAGACAUCAGAACUUCUAUUGUUUGUUUGAAGAAUGAAUCAUCAGUUGAAACUGAUGCUAUGGAAUUGGAUGUUUUCCAGAAGAGCCAUCUUUCAAGUGUGGCUUUAUGUCCACCAGAUCAGAACAUCAAGGGAAUUCAUAAUUCAUCGUUAUCUGAAACUGAGAAUGCUACUGGAGAAGAAGCUGGGAACAAAAUGGCCAAAACUGAAUUACCUGAUAUGAAUGAAGGGCUUCCUGCACUUCCAGCUGUGGCAAACUCGAUAGAUGAUGAAGGGACAAGCACCUCAAGAACCCAGAGUUUAGAUGCACAGCAUCUCCUUUGCCAUGCUGAGCAGCCUUCAAAUUCCAAUACCAAUGCUUGUCCAGAUGAUCCUCUGUGGCCAGAGGCAAGCAGCAGAUGGGUUAAACGUCUCAAGUUGAGCACUUCAGAUCCUCUUGCUCAUGGUACUAAGAGCUCUAAAAUUGAAGAAGUUUCAUCCCGUGUAAAGGCUAACAACAUCAGCAAAACUAGUUCAGAGCCCACAUUAGUUAGAAGCCAUGCGAGACCACAACUGACACUCGAUCAAACUGCGGUGAUAUUAAAGAAAGGUGACUCCACUUCCACUGAUUCAGUGAGGAAAAGUCAAGAAAUAUCUCUUUCACGUUCUUGGAUUUACAGAUGGUGUCGUCAAAGAGCUGCAUCUCCAAAGAAGAAGCCUGAUGUUAUGGUGCUAUGUGAAUCACAGAGCUCAAAGGCAACAUUGGAUGAACUCCAAAAGAAGCAGUUUCCGAGCAUUGCAGCUAUGGCUCUGGUGGGGAAGGCCAUUAACAGUUUUCACCCUUGUGCGUUUAGAAGAAGGGGGUCUUUGAUUUUUUGGAACGCGUGAAGGAUUUUGAGGUAAUUCUAGCUAAAAACUAUUCAUGGUGGGAAAAACAAAUUGACCUAUUAGGUGAUGCUAGUAGUGUUGGUGGUGUCAUUUGUUGCUGAGAGGAAGAAAUGCUUGCCCCAUCCAUAUUACAUAUCUAUAAGAUCUUUGACAGGAAUGUGAAGUCAGAAUGCUCCCUAGUUAUGUUUCCUUCCUGCAUACAUUUCAUGCCACCUUUACAUCAAAGGGAAAAGUUUUUCUAGCUGGGUUAUUUAUGGAAGAAUCUUACAGAGGCCUUUUGUCUUGAAUUACUCAACGGCUAUCAUUUUAUCUUGUAAGUUUGAAGAACUCUACAUGAUAUUUCCUGUUUUGGUCCUCCAAAAAUUACUUGAAAUAAAAGACCAAUGAACUGAAGAAAUGAUAAGCAAGGAAGCUGUGAAUCUUCAUAAGUGUAUGGGAGUAAAUUUUGUAAUAAUGAAUCGGGUAUGUUAUUAUUAAGUUUGCAUUUAAGUGGUUUCCGCGCUUUUGUAAUUUACAGCUAGCCUUGGAACAAUACGAUUACUAUUUUGGUGAUAUAUCAUGAUGGCAACACAUAACAUCUGGACCUUAUUUUUCUUUCACUAAUUUCUUCGGCUGUAAAUGGAGGUUUUGAGAGAGCUGUUGAAUCAUGCAACACAUUGACAAGUAGGAAUUGUCGAGCCAUAUUAUAAAUCCAAAGGUUAGGGCAGUUUGUUUUUC
Molecule: messenger RNA, 3319 nt
Organism: Durio zibethinus
Lineage: Eukaryota; Viridiplantae; Streptophyta; Magnoliopsida; Malvales; Malvaceae
Biological process (GO): regulation of photomorphogenesis
Source: RefSeq, a predicted model, not a curated record